Ziziphus jujuba (common jujube) is the source of this 2769-nucleotide messenger RNA. RefSeq names its product probable glycosyltransferase At3g07620. The transcript is spliced from 5 exons. Lineage: Eukaryota; Viridiplantae; Streptophyta; Magnoliopsida; Rosales; Rhamnaceae. Bases 514 to 2607 code for a protein of 697 amino acids. Gene Ontology annotation, molecular function: glycosyltransferase activity. The record is from RefSeq and is a predicted model, not a curated record.
UUCAAAAAUAAAAAUAAAAUAAAAUAAAAUAAAAAGUUCAGAAGUAAGGAAAUUAAUAAAAUAUUUGUUUUUAAAAGUUUUCUAAGUUUAACAGUUUUUCCUCUGAGGGCGGGUGUGGAAUCUGCAGAUCAAAGGUGAUUGAUAGGAAGAUUUAAUAGCAAUUACCAAAAGCUUGCAGAAUCACCCAUCACCGGUGUUUCAGUUAAUGCUCUCACAGCUUUUACCGUAAGUCGGCUUCUUCAAGAAGAAUUACUUAAUAUUGUGCUUCUGAGUCUGAAUUUGGACACAUUUCAUCACAAAAAAAAAAAAAAAAAAGGUUUGAAUUUGGAUAUUGGUAGAGCUGUCUGAAGUUCCAGCUCCACUGAAUUAAGUGAUUGCUAAGUUUGGUCUCUAUGGGGACAUCUAAGUGAUUAAGUGUACCACCUCCAAGGAUCUGGCUUCGUCGUGUACCUUAAUUUCCUAGCAAAAGAAAAUUGAUGUCGAAGUUUGGAAAUUAGAUGCUGAUAUUAGGAUAUGGAUCAAGGAACCCAUCAGUUUCUAUGUCAGGCGCAAACCAGGAGACUAGUAUUGUUGUUAGGGAUAACAGUUGCUAUAGUUUUACUGGUUCAGUAUGUUGAACUUCCAUAUCCUACAGUUCUAUCAUCUCUAUUUUUAACUAGAGGAUCAUCAUCUACAUCAGAAACUAAUGGUAACAAGGAAAUAUCAAAAGGUUUGAAUUCAACGUAUGUAGAUAUUGGACAAGCAAGUAGUGACACAGAAACUGAUGAAGGAAAUAAUUUGAGUGGAAGUCCCAGAGACCCUAAGGUUAAUAGCGACUCUGCAAGUAGCAAAGGCAAGAAUGAUUUUCCAUUGGUAAUUAAAGAUUCUUCACAUGUAGACUUAGAUAAAAGUUCCAUGUCAAAAAAUGAGAAUAUUUCAGCAAAUGGUCCAGCAAUAGUGAAGGCUAGAGAAUCUGAAUAUGACAUUUCCUUAAAGAAUGAUACUGAGGACACAAAUUCUUCAUCGAGCAGCAUACAGCCUGAAGAUUUGGCACCGACAGAUUCAGAUUCUUCAGCAAGGUAUUUAAAGCCAGAAGAUAUGGCAUCCAACGAGACAAUUUCUUCGUCAAGCAGCAUACAGCCAGAAGAGGUAGUUUUGCCGGAAGAAUCAAAUGGAAACUUACAAGCGUUGUCACCAAGCUCAUUGCCCAACAAAACAAUUCCAACAUACAAAGUUACAGAAUCUAGAAGUCCUGUAAUAUCAGCAGACACUGCUAACAGAACUUCAGAGAACAAGUAUACAGCAGGCAAGAGAAAAAGGGGUGAAAGAGCUGCUUCGUUGAAAUCUAGUCGUUCAAAAUCCAAGAAGAAAUCUUCUACUAAUGUUUCAAAGGAUAAAAACUCAAAGAAGCCAAAAUCUGUAGUACCAAUAUCUGAGAUGAACAAAUUGUUGUUGCAGAGUCUCGCUGGAUCCAAUAAAAUGGUAGCAAAUUGGUUAGCACCAGUUGACCAGGAAGUAUUAUUUGCAAAAUCACAGAUUGAGAAUGCACCUAUCACAAAGAAUGAUGAAAUUCUACAUUCGCCUAUAUUUAGGAAUCUUUCCAUGUUUAAAAGGAGUUAUGAAUUAAUGGAAAACAUGCUCAAAGUCUACAUAUACCAGGAAGGAGAAAAACCUAUAUUCCAUGAGCCGAUACUGGAAGGAAUAUAUGCAUCUGAAGGAUGGUUCAUGAAACUGUUGGAAGCAAACAAAAAUUUCAUCACGAAAGACCCCACAAAGGCUCACUUAUUUUACUUUCCUUACAGUUCGCAAAUGCUAAAAAUUCAAAUUUAUGUGCCAAAUUCGCACAAGCGUGCUAACGUGAUUAAGUACAUGAAAGACUAUGUAGAUAUGAUAGCUGCCAAAUAUUCUUUCUGGAACAGAACUAAUGGGGCAGAUCAUUUUCUUGCUGCCUGCCAUGAUUGGGCACCGGCUGAGACAAGAGGACGCAUGCUCAGUUGCAUCAGAGCCCUCUGCAAUGCUGACCUUGAAGCAGGCUUCAAGAUAGGCAAGGAUGUGUCUCUUCCAGAAACCUACGUACACUCAAAAAAGAAUCCUAUCAAAUAUCUUGGUGGCAACCCUCCCUCUCAAAGGCAUAUCCUGGCUUUCUUUGCGGGAAGAAUGCAUGGUUAUGUCCGGCCGAUUCUGUUGGAGUACUGGGAGAACAAAGACUCGGACAUGAAAAUCUUUGGCCAGCUGACUGGUGUCAACAACAGGACAGACUAUUUCCACUAUAUGAAGAGCAGCAAGUACUGCAUCUGCGCGAGAGGUUACGAAGUCAAUAGCCUCAGAGUGGUGGAAGCUAUAUUCUAUGAUUGUGUUCCAGUUAUUAUAUCUGACAACUAUGUACCGGCCUUUUUUGAGAUUUUAAACUGGGAAUCCUUUGCUGUUUUUGUUUUGGAGGAAGAUAUUCCAAAUUUGAAGAACAUACUCCUUUCUAUCUCAGAGGAGAGAUACAUGGAAAUGUAUAUGGGGGUGAAAAAGGUACAGCAGCAUUUUCUUUGGCAUGAUCAGCCUGUGAAGUAUGAUUUGUUUCAUAUGAUUCUCCAUAACGUCUGGUACAAUAGAGUUUUCCGAACAAGACCAACAUAAGUCUAUUGUAAAAAUGAUUUUGAUUUAGAAAGUGAUUAAUAGUUGCGUUAACAGAAUUGUAUUUGCGCUCAUUUUACUUGUUCACAGAAAUGUAGUUUGAGAAUGAGAAAAUCAAUGCUUACAGCUUUGGUUCGCAGUGAAAGUAAAAAAUCUUGAACUCUA